AUGUUCCUUGUAAGUUCUACAGACAGGGAAACUGCCUGGCGGGUUCGCUGUGUCCUUUUUCCCAUAAUUUGGACGGAACUUUGGGCCGCUGACAAACUUCCUUGUAAGUAUUUUCAAAAGGGAAACUGCAAGUUUGGGUUGAAAUGUGCGUUGGCUCAUUUUCUUCCUGAUGGAACUCGUGUGAAUUCAAAGGGGUUGAUGAACAACCACAAUGGUUCGUCUUCACGUCGUACUUCAAGCAAUCACCAGAACCUCCACCAUACUUUUUCGCAGCCAGCUCAAGUUGCUCCACAGCCCAUCGAUAUAAGCCACAGCCAGUCUUCUGGUAACAUAGGUUCCUAUAUCUCGUUGGGAUCCAAGGUUCCAACCCGCAACCCUUCGGCGACCAACCUUUCCAGCUUCAGAAGUGCUCCAUCGUAUACCGGAGCAGCCAAUUGGUCACAUAAUGGAAGUAAUGGACCUUUCCUGCUUUCGCCUACCAGCUUGACAACGCCCACCGGCACCACCACCACAUCUCCGUUCAGCCCCAAUGGGCUCGGUAGAGGCUCGUAUUCGGUCAAUUCUCCUCCAUCGACUUACAACUACUCCAAUAGUUUAGUCAAUGAUUCUGCAAUCGUCGACGACGAAGAUGACGAGAAAGACAGAAGCAGCCAUGGGUUUUACGAGGAGGACUAUGUACCAGGAUCGCUUGGGAACUUGAUUCUCACGCCUCAGGAGAUGCAACGAAGGGACUCACGGUCGCAAUCUGGAACACUUCUCGUUCGGCCCACUUUAAACUGGGGCUCGCGCGAAGAUAGGACAAUUGACGUUUCGAUACUAAAAGGGGACCAUGACAAAAAUGACGAUGUGUUUUUGAUGGAUUAA
Molecule: messenger RNA, 864 nt
Organism: Meyerozyma guilliermondii ATCC 6260
Lineage: Eukaryota; Fungi; Ascomycota; Pichiomycetes; Serinales; Debaryomycetaceae
Exons: 1
Coding region: 1-864 (287 amino acids)
Molecular function (GO): metal ion binding
Source: RefSeq, a predicted model, not a curated record